Molecule: messenger RNA, 1447 nt
Organism: Nematostella vectensis (starlet sea anemone)
Lineage: Eukaryota; Metazoa; Cnidaria; Anthozoa; Actiniaria; Edwardsiidae
Product: N-acyl-phosphatidylethanolamine-hydrolyzing phospholipase D
Exons: 5
Coding region: 166-1263 (365 amino acids)
Biological process (GO): N-acylethanolamine metabolic process; N-acylphosphatidylethanolamine metabolic process
Cellular component (GO): membrane-bounded organelle; cytoplasm
Molecular function (GO): N-acylphosphatidylethanolamine-specific phospholipase D activity
Source: RefSeq, a predicted model, not a curated record
GCCUUAUUACAAAACGUGGGUUUCCUGUGUUGACUUCAUAUUUUCUUUCUAUAACCCAAAAACAUUUUCGGUUGACGGCUUGUCUAUUUUCUCAAAAUUCGGGUGUCUGUGUGUGUCGGGGUCGCCCUUCUGCAAGGAUUACUGCGAACUAAAGUUCAUGUUGCCAUGGCAGAAGGGACUACUCCAGAUGAUGAUGGGCUUUUUAAGUCUAAGAAGGUAGAUGGCCGCUAUGUUAUCCCUUGGGCAGACAAGACACGGAUGGGUUUUGGUUCUGUGUUAAAGUGGGUGAUCACUGAGACCGACCUCAGUGGUGUGGGGGGCACGUGGAGAGAGGGCUGGAAGUUUAAAGAAGAGGAAUUGAACAGGAAUCUACCCGUCCUGGAGCCUAAUUUUGAAGCAAUUAAAAAUCCUUCUGUCGACCAACUCCAAGUUACAUGGAUUGGUCAUGCUACUUGUCUAGUCCAGAUGAAUGGCCUGAACAUCCUCACAGAUCCAGUAUUCAAUGACUACUGUGGUAUGAAUAGGCUGGUAGGCGUUAAGAGAUUCCGUCCUGUUCCUUGUACCAUUGACCAGCUCCCACAAAUUGAUGCGGUCAUCAUCAGUCACAACCAUUAUGACCACCUUGACUAUACCACUGUGCUAGAACUGAACAGAAAAUUCCCAGAGUCAAUUCAUUGGUAUGUUCCAAUGGGUCAGGGGGAUUGGAUAAAAAGCUGUGGAUGUCAAAAUGUAAAAGAAAUGGAAUGGUGGGACCAAAGCACCCACCCUACGUCCAAAGGCAAUGAUGUGGCAUUCAUCUUUACCCCAACACAGCAUUGGUGCAAGCGAGCAGCAACUGAUGACAACAAGGCACUAUGGGGGAGCUGGACUAUUAUUGGGCCAAGGCAUCGCGUCUUCUUUGGUGGAGAUACAGGCUACUGCGAUGUGUUCAAGGCAAUAGGAAAGAAGUAUGGCCCGUUUGAUCUAGCUGCUAUUCCUAUUGGAGCAUAUCACCCAAGGUGGUUCAUGCAGUUCCAGCAUGUUGACCCUCAGCAGGCUGUACAAAUACAUAAAGAUCUACAGGCCAAGACCUCCAUGGCUGUUCACUGGGGCACAUUUGCCCUUGCUAAUGAGCACUAUUUAUCUCCCCCAAAGGAGCUAAAGGAAGCCAUGAAAAGUGAAGGAAUUCCCCAGUCAGACUUCAUCAUUAUGAAACAUGGAGAAACGCAGAUCAUAGGAGAAAGUAUAUCACAGAAAGAUGUGAGCUUUGAGUCUUCAAUAUGAUUCUGUGUAAAAAAAAGUAGCAUCUCCGGUGGAUUGCGACUCUGGCGACCUCGACACACAAAGAAACCAUUUUUUAUCCUAUUUCAAACACAACAAGACUAGGUGUUGACACCUAGCAAGCAUCUCUUAUGGGUAGAAAAAGGAUUGCGUGUUCAUUAUCUUCAAUAAAAACACUGACAUGUAA